Molecule: messenger RNA, 1537 nt
Organism: Camelina sativa (false flax)
Lineage: Eukaryota; Viridiplantae; Streptophyta; Magnoliopsida; Brassicales; Brassicaceae
Product: cystine lyase CORI3
Biological process (GO): biosynthetic process; L-tyrosine catabolic process
Cellular component (GO): cytosol
Molecular function (GO): L-tyrosine:2-oxoglutarate transaminase activity; pyridoxal phosphate binding
Source: RefSeq, a predicted model, not a curated record
CAAAAAUAAAAACAAAAAAGUACUAAAUCAAAAUCAAAACGGUAGACACUAGAAAUAUGGCGAACGAUAGAUCCGUCGACUGGAAGUUUAGUGGUAGUGAAGCAGCCAAAGAGGCUUCAGCUGCCUCGUUAGGCACUUACUCCUCUAAACUCUUUGCUCUGUGUGACCCUCUUGGAAAACCCAUUUUGCCCCCUCGAAGCAAAUCUGCCGAGACUAGCCAUACCGCUGAGAAGGCUGUUGUUGAAGCCGUCCUUUGCGGUACUGGAAACGCCUAUGCUCCAAGUCUUGGCCUUCCCGUGGCUAGAAGUGCCGUGGCAGAGUAUCUUAAUCGAGAUCUACCGAAGAAACUGACAGCAGAUGACGUGUUUAUGACCGUUGGAGGCAAACAAGCCAUCGAGCUUACAGUCGAUAUCUUAGCUAAACCAAAAGCCAACGUUUUGCUUCCAAAGCCGGGCUUCCCAUGGGACGUGGUCCGCACCAUCUACAAGAAUCUUGAGGUUCGAAAAUAUGAUUUCAUCCCCGAACAGAACUAUGAGAUCGACUUUGACAGCGUCCGUGCGCUUGUGGACGAGAACACAUUUGCGAUAUUUAUUAUUAACCCACACAAUCCUAAUGGGAACACGUACUCAGAAGUUCAUCUCAAGAAGUUGGCUGAGUUGGCUCGGGAACUAAGGAUAAUGGUGGUUUCUGACGAAGUUUUUAGAUGGACUGUGUUUGGGAGUAAUCCCUUUGUUCCCAUGGGGAAAUUCUCGUCUAUCGUACCAGUGGUUACACUCGGUUCUAUAUCGAAGGGAUGGAUUGUACCAGGAUGGCGAACCGGCUGGGUCGCGCUGCACGAUCUAGAUGGUGUCUUUAAGUGCACCAAGGUCUUAACUGCUGCUAAGCAAUUUCUGGUGAUAAAUUCUAAACCACCAACUGUUAUCCAGGCAGCUCUUCCCACCAUCUUGGAGAAUACUCCUGAAGAGUUCUUUCAUAAGAGGCAGAAAUUUCUGAAAGAGAAAGCUGAUUUUGCAUAUUCUAAGCUCAAAGAGAUACCAACCCUAACAUGCUACUUGAAACCUGAAGCUUGCACCUUCUUAUGGACCGAGCUGAACUUGUCAAGAUUUGCGGACAUUAAAGAUGAUGAAGAAUUCUGUGAAAAGCUUGCUACUGAAGAAAACCUUGUCCUUUUACCAGGGAUUGCUUUUGGUCUGAAGAACUGGGCGAGGCAUUCUAUCGACAUGGAGAUUUCGACAUUGGAGGAUGCACUUGGAAGAUUGAAGAGCUUCUGUGAACGCCACUCCAUUAUAAUUGAAGUUCCACUCAAAGAUGUCAAUGGUGUCAAGUAAAGGGUCAAUAUGAUAUUUGCUGCCGAAGUCUUUUUUACAUUUGCUAUAAUAAUAAAUGGGUGUUUUAUUGAUCUGAGAUAAAAUCAUGAACACUUUCGUAUUUGUAACCAAUAAAAUUGGUGUGAUGUUUUCUCAUUGUUUCCAAUAUCUCGAUGUAUUUCUACUUUUUGAAAAAAAAAAACUAAUAAUAAAUUCUAGUUUCUUCUGUU